UAUCACCUGUCAUUGUUUCAGUAGUUACACUCUACCUUCCCGAACUCGGAGGGGCAGAUUCUGCUGGCUGGGAAACCUAAAAGAAAGACCAUUCAGGCAUCCUACAGACUUCAAAAGCCGGCUUCCAGAGUUAAGAUUUAAAAUAAUAACCCAAGAUGGAAAGCCUGGCAUGGGAACCAGUUCAGCGCUGGUCAAGUUCCCACCCGGACUGUUCCCCAACCCGCCCCUUCUCAGGAAGUGGGGAGGGACUGUUACCACCCACGUGCCGGAAGUUGCUUUUUCCUGAAUACCUGGCUAUUCUGGCGGCUCAGCUUUAUUUACAUCUCCUGAUUCCAAGGUGGCAACAGCAUACUUCUGAUUCAGCCCCUCCACUUAGCUGUAAAAAUGAAUUAAUCAGAACUGCCUGGCAUCUUCCUGAGCAAGACUUUCAAUUGGACCCAGCAUGCUUCAUUUCAUCCAGAAGUUUUCUCAGGCAUCUUCAAAGAUGCUGAAGUACUCUUUCACAUUCCGACUAGGAGCCAGCAGAAUAGAAACACUUUCUCUCAAGACAUGUCUCCAGCAAAACUUUUCCCCUUUGUUGCCAGGGCCUUGGUUUUUCUCAUCAUUUCCAGUGUAUAUGAACAAGACACAAUACUAUCAUACUUCCCCAUGCAGCUUUAAGAAGCAGCAGAAGCAAGAAGUCCUUCCAACCAAGCCACCAGGCACCAUAACUUUCCUGCUUGAAAGCCCAAAGCCACUAUUAUACAUAAUUCUGGCAGGAGUAAUCCCCUUUGUUGCUCCACCACUGGUCAUGGUGAUGGCAAAGACUUAUAUCCCCUUAUUAGCUUUUACUCAGAUGGCUUAUGGAGCCAGUUUCCUAUCUUUCUUGGGAGGGAUCAAAUGGGGUUUUGCUCUGCCAGAAGAUAAUACAGCCAAACCAGACUUCCUCAGUUUAGCUAGUAGUACGCCUCCUCUUCUGUUUUCAUGGUUUGCCUUCCUUAUUUCUGAAAGACUCAGUGAAGCUAUAGUCACAGUAAUAAUAGGUUUGGGGAUAGCAUUACACAUUGAACUUUUUCUCUUGCCACAUUAUCCCAACUGGUUCAAAGUCCUUAAGAUAGUAGUCACUUUAGUGGCUUUGCUUUCAUUUGUAAUCACUUUACUAGUUAAAGAUAUUUAUCCAGAGAAAGGACUCAAGAAGCCUGGUCAAGUAGAAUAAAUAUAAAAACUACUUUGUAGAUAAUGUUAGCAUGUUGGCUACAAGCCUCGUAAAGUUGUGUUUGGGCAUCACCUUUUUCUUCUUCUCCUGUUUAGCUUUUGCUCCCCAUCAGUGGUUAUUUAUUCACAGAUUUUUUUUUUUCAUUUCUAGAAAUCUUUAUUUCCUAGGAAUUAUUUGAUAAGAGUUUGAAAAUCCCUAACAAGUCAUUUUCACUUUAGGUUACAUUUUUCAGUGUGUAUGAAUUAUACAUAACAUUUUAAUGUUUUACUUGUUUUGAAAAACGUAAAAUGAAAAAAUAUAUAUAUAAAAUGAUAAAAAUGAAAAUCCUUUUUGCUAGAGCCUUAUGAUCAUUGAAAAAAGACACACAUAUUCUCCCAUAAGAGGAAAACCCUGUAUCCAUGAGUGUUUGAAAAUAAUAGGUGGUUCCGUUGUGGGGUUGUCAUUGCACUUGACCCUGAGAAUUGCAUUUCCAAGCUCAUUUUAUCUGGUAUAAUCUAGUUAUAUGAGCUGAAAGGAUCUGUGGCUCUAAAAGUCAGUAGGGAGCAGUAUCAUAAGGGGAAAGCCAUAUUCAAAGAAAGCUGGACACAUUUUCCAGUUUGUAUCCAAUUUUUAUAGACACAACCCCAUCUUCAAAUAUCAUCAGCUGGUCAAAAAAAUUUUUAAAUAAAGUCACAAGUAUGUAUAAAUUA
Prionailurus viverrinus (fishing cat) is the source of this 1884-nucleotide messenger RNA. It is a transcript of the gene TMEM69, whose product is annotated as transmembrane protein 69. The record is from RefSeq and is a predicted model, not a curated record. NCBI's taxonomy places the organism in Eukaryota, Metazoa, Chordata, Mammalia, Carnivora, Felidae. The transcript is spliced from 3 exons. Bases 443 to 1195 code for a protein of 250 amino acids.